This is a messenger RNA of Fibroporia radiculosa, 762 nucleotides long. RefSeq lists its product as uncharacterized. The coding region runs from base 1 to 762 and encodes 253 amino acids. The record is from RefSeq and is a predicted model, not a curated record. Lineage: Eukaryota; Fungi; Basidiomycota; Agaricomycetes; Polyporales; Fibroporiaceae. The transcript has a single exon.
AUGGUUCUACAUCAAUUGCCUGGUCCUGUGACAGACCUUCCCCAGGAUGUUUCCGAAGCUUCUACUGGAUCUUACCACACCAUCCCAAUCCAAUCCUUCCCAAUGUCUUCACCAAUGAAUGUCUCAUCUUCCCCUGACCCUGAUGAACCUCACACAGUGUCUUCACUCCCUAAAUCACCUACAAUACCCCCUGUAGCCUCCAAUGUCUCCAACAAUGGCAGUAACUUCCCAGUCUCCAAUCUACAUCUUCUUGCAGAAACUAGCAAGUAUGUCACAGCAUCAGAGGGAGGUCAUAGUUCAGAUCCCCAGGAAUUUGUCAUCUACAGCAACAAUAUAGUUCAACGACCUGCCAACAAUAUUCUAAGAACAUGGUGGUCCAUCUCUUUCAACACCUUGAUGCCUGUUGAAGAUGUUGACCCCAUCAAGUGCAUGAUGCUUCAUUUCCCUAGAGCCUAUGCCACUCAUGUCUCACAUCCUCCCAUAGGAAUUCCCAUCAAUGGUAACCCUGCCUUCAGCCUACGACAUGUUUCUACCAUCACCCUAGGAGCUCUGUGCACUGCAGAACCCAUAGGAAAUUGGAACUCAUCAGAUAAGAAAUGGGAGGAGGACACUUGGGAAUAUUUGCUGACACAGGAAUCAAAUGCAUUGGAAAGUCUAUGGGCUUUGCUUCAAGCCAUGGGAGAUCUUGGAGUAGUUGAUGAAGUUAAUUGUUUCUGGGCUGUUGAUGCAAAACUAGAUCUCCUUUUAGCUGUGCAAGGAUGA